GUUUUUUCACACUGAAAGCAUUUCACACAAAGUGAGCUGUAACACGAGAAGGGGAAGCCAUCUGGAAGAAAAACAUUUGUGUUGUGUCUCCUUAUCCACCCAGUUCAUCUUUGAUUCCUGCACAGAUUAUUUUAAUCACAGACAUAAUGACACAACCUGGAAGCAGAAGACCGGCUGCUCUGAGAUGCAACAAAAACAUUUUCUGUGUCGUCUCUCUGCUGCUUCUAGUUUACACUGGACAAUCACUGGCUUUUGAAGAUGAGCCACUGAACCGUUUGGUGAAAGGCUUAACCCAAAUAAAAGAAGGAGUCAGACUCCUGAGAGAUGACCAAACUGGUACCGAAAUGAUCUUAUUGUUUUUGAGCAUGGGAAACUCUACGGCAAACAAGAAGCAGCUUAAAAUAUUUCAGCAAUAUCUUCAAGAAGCUGUAGAUGAAGCAUAUCGACAGAAGGUAGAAAGGGCGUCUGAAUUUGCAGUGGCAAUGCAACAGUUUAACGUAAUGAUGUUGGAGAAUUAUCCUAAACUGCGACAGCUGGAAAGAUCACCAUAUCCAAAGAUUAAAAGGUUGCAUGAAGUCUAUGAGCAGAUGAUUGAGGUAUUUAGGAGUUACAUGGCACUGAAGAAGGAGGUGUUUACUGGAAAAACAAAGGAGACUGAAAGAAAGCUGGAGUAUACUUUGAAGAAUUUAUGUUUCUGGCGGAAGUUUUAUGCUCUAGUUGAAAUAGCAUCAGUUUUCAUCACUAUGUUGCUUUGUGCGGGAGCACUGUAUUGGGUAUGCUGUCCUAUUUUUACUUAGAUAUGUUCACACUAACAAAAUGUUUUAUAAUUAAUACACACUGUUUAUACUGUAAUGAUGGUGUCAUAGGGUGUGGGUUGUUUGUAGGACCAAAGCACAUAGAAGAGCCUGGAAGGGAAGUGGUGAGUCGAAUGUCUUCUAAACACAACAAUUGUGACAGUUUAUAUCUUUUUUAACUUAAAUUAUUUAUUUUGUAUGUCCGGGAACUGAGGAAGAAGGUUGGGUUUGUCUGUGUAGAUUUUGUCAUAUGUGUUGCAUCACUUUCCUACUGAAAAAUCACCAACCUGCAUUUUCAUGUUUUCUGGAAGAGGUAAAGUUCAUAAAAUAUAUGCUUUAUGUAAAUUUUGUAGUGUCUGUUUCUUCUUAUCUUUUAAC
This is a messenger RNA of Girardinichthys multiradiatus, 1172 nucleotides long. RefSeq lists its product as uncharacterized. Bases 147 to 797 code for a protein of 216 amino acids. Lineage: Eukaryota; Metazoa; Chordata; Actinopteri; Cyprinodontiformes; Goodeidae. The transcript is spliced from 6 exons. The record is from RefSeq and is a predicted model, not a curated record.